UCCCAGGUUGCCAACCAACUUGUGUGAUCACGUUAGCCGGAUUACGUUAGGCGACCAACGAAAGCACGUGAUGUCCAUAGUCAUUAUGGAAAUUGAUAGUCAAUGUGCAGAUUGAUAUUAGGCAAGUGAUAAAAUCUUCAGAAAAAGUUAUUAUCCAGCAAUAUUCUAUUUAUCUAUAUGAAAUUUAUCCUAUGGAAAGAAAAGUGUGCAAUGGAAAAUUCAUAGAUUAUACUGAUCCAUUGUAUACAAUAUAUAAAGACUACAAGAUUCUCAGUAAACGACAAUUAAUGCAAUUUCCAAAGAAUCGUCACGCCAGCGAGGUUCGCUUACUUUUAUUUAUUUAAAAUAUUCUCAAUUAUAAAUUUUGUUUUUUUUUCUUUUUUUUGUACAAAGAAGGGAAUUAACCUAUUAAGAAUAAUGUCAGCAUUUAAAAAGUUUUUACUGAGAAAAGCUUUCUUAUUGUUAUUCAAAUUACAAUUGAAAUUUAAUUUCGUCACGUAUGACUCAAAAAAAAUUAUUAUUUACUAAGUCGUAAAGACAAGUCUUAUCCAUUAAGUGAGGCUUAUCUAAUUACCUACUUUUAUCUAUUAAGAAAAACAUCUCUUUUUUCUCUCUGAUUGCUAAUUAAUUUUCGGAAAUUUCUUGUCUACACCCGAUGUACGAAAUUUCCUACCAAUUUCCUUUCUUUGUUGGUUAUAAAAGCUCAUCCUUUCUAAGUUCCUACACGUACUCUUGCACAUUGUAUAAUUCCUUUCGCUUUCAUCAUCAUGGCAAGCUCCUCUCGCACUCUAGAAAUAACAGUUUUAUCAUGUGAAGAUUUACGUAUUGAUGGAAAAUCAGUGAAGAAGAACACGUACGUCGUUGUUAGAACGGACCAUUUAAACUAUCGCACUACAAAGAUCGACACAGAAGGAGGAAGCUAUCCUUCUUGGAAUCAAAAUCUCCUAAUCGAUAUGCCAUUACAUGAACGAUUUGUCACGUUAGAAGUUAAUUGCAAGAUGGCUUCCAGUGACAGAAUCAUUGGGACGGCGAGAAUUCCAGUGACAGAUUUCAUGGGAGGUUAUUUACCAGAUAAUUAUUUGAAUUUCUUGAGUUAUAGGUUGAGAGAUUCAAGAGGUGUGAGAAACGGCAUUGUUAAUAUUUCGGUAAAGGUAAAAUUGCCGGAAUACUUGUCGUCUAAAAAUAAUAAAAAGGUGACCGAAAAUAGUGCAUGCUCUACUGCGUCAAAGCCGCCGCUGAAAAUGCCGAUUGGCGGUGAAAAGAACUUUGGCGUUGUUGCUGGUAUUCCCGUUUGGAAUAUCAAUUAUUUAUAAUUGUUUUUUUCACAUAUUGCGUUUUAAUUAUGUGUAACGUUUUUAUUAUAUCAAAAAGGAAACAAAUCCUAUGAUUAUUCUGUCAA
Molecule: messenger RNA, 1399 nt
Organism: Jatropha curcas
Lineage: Eukaryota; Viridiplantae; Streptophyta; Magnoliopsida; Malpighiales; Euphorbiaceae
Source: RefSeq, a predicted model, not a curated record